AUGGCGCUUAGCCGGCGGCGGCGGCGGCGCUGCCGGGCGCUGGUGCUGGGCGCGCUCCUCUCGCUGGCCGGCACCUACCUCUGCUACAGCCUCCUCCUCUUCUGCUGCGCGCCAGAGCCGGAGCCGCUGGCCAGCGGGGAGGCGGCGGCAGCAAGAGCAGCAAGAGCAGCCUCUCCCCGGACGGCCGCCCGCUGCCUGCCUGCUGCUGCCGCCGCCCGCAAAAAACUUCUGCAGAAGUGGCGCGCCUGCCCGGCUGCUGCCAGCGCCACCGCCACGGCCGGCAACGGCUCCUUCUCGCCGCCUUCGCCUUCGCCACCGCCGCCGCCUGCCUCCCGGAACGGGGGCACCAAGCGGCUCCCGCACGCACUCAUCGUGGGCGUCAAGAAAGGCGGCACCCGCGCCGUGCUGGAGUUCAUCCGCGGGCACCCUGCCGUGCGCGCCCUCGGCACCGAGUCCCACUUCUUCGACAGGCACUACGAGCGUGGUCUGGAGUGGUACAGGCGCCUGAUGCCCCGCACCCUGGAGAGCCAGAUCACCAUGGAGAAGACGCCCAGCUAUUUUGUCACACGGGAAGCCCCCCGGCGGAUCUUCAACAUGUCUCGGGAGACCAAGCUGAUCGUGGUGGUGCGCAACCCAGUAACGCGGGCCAUCUCUGACUACACCCAGACGCUCUCCAAGAAGCCUGACAUCCCCACCUUUGAGGGCCUCUCCUUCCGCAACCGCAGCCUGGGCUUGGUGGACACUUCCUGGAGCGCCAUCCGCAUCGGCCUCUAUGCCCUGCACCUGGAGAGCUGGCUCCAGUACUUCCCGCUCUCCCAGAUGCACUUUGUCAGUGGUGAGCGGCUCAUCACCGACCCGGCGGGGGAGAUGGGCAAGAUCCAGGACUUCCUGGGCAUCCAGAGGCUCAUCAGCGAGAAGCACUUCUACUUCAACAAGACCAAGGGCUUCCCCUGCUUGAAGAAGGCCACCCCCGGAGGCACGUUGCCGCGCUGCCUGGGCAAGUCCAAGGGCAGGACUCAUGUCCAGAUCGACCCCGAGGUCAUUGAGCAGCUGCAGGACUUCUACCACCCCUACAACGUCAAGUUCUACGAGACGGUGGGCCAGGACUUCCGAUGGGAAUAAGCACUUGGACAGGGAGCAGCUGUGGGGGUUUUUUUUGGGGGGGAGUUUCAUACAAACAUAGGAAGCUGCCUUAGACUGAGUCAGGCCAUUGCUCCAUCUAGCUGACUGGCAGUAGUGGCUCGACAGGGAUUCAGGAAGGGGACAUUCCUAACUCUUCCUGGAGAUGCCACAGGAGGGGAUUGAACCUGGGACCUUCUGCAUGCAACGCAGGUUGCUCUGUCACUGAACUACGGUCCUUCCCCUUAGGAAUAAAGACCCCAGUCCUCAUUAUUCUGAAUGAACGAAGGAAGCUGCCUUCUGCUGAGUCAGUGUCCAUCUAGCUCAGCAUUGUCCACACUGACUGGCAGCGAUGGCUCUCCAGGGUUUGCAGGCAGGAGUCCCUCCUAACCCUUCUUGGAGAGGCACCAUCAGGCAUCGAACCAGGAACCUUCUGCUUGCAAGGCAGGUGCUCCAACCCCUGAGCUACGGCCCUUCUCCCUCCACCCCCUCCACUGGGCUGCCUUGGCCUUCCUCUUGGCCCGUGGCAAAUGGUUGGCAGGAGCAAACAUCCUGAAGUGCCAAGGGGUGCCUGUCACCACCACCCUAAGUUCACUGGUUUGUGGCCACACACUGCCAGUGCCUCCUCCCCUGGUUGCAUUUUUGCACAUGGGCAGCUGGGGUGGGGGAGCUCAAGAAGGUCCCUUUGUUUGGUGCAAUGAGGGUGUGUGAUGCCCAAGG
Zootoca vivipara (common lizard) is the source of this 1839-nucleotide messenger RNA. RefSeq names its product heparan sulfate glucosamine 3-O-sulfotransferase 2. The record is from RefSeq and is a predicted model, not a curated record. Gene Ontology annotation, molecular function: [heparan sulfate]-glucosamine 3-sulfotransferase activity. Lineage: Eukaryota; Metazoa; Chordata; Lepidosauria; Squamata; Lacertidae.